AUGCCUCAUCUCCCUCAGGAUGGCCUAAAUGGGGAUUCAUCGACCUUACCAGGCUUCUCAUCUGGUGCUUCGCAGACCGAAGAGACCUCGCCGGACAGGUCGACAGAAGAUAGCGCUGCCAUACUCGCAUUGCGCAACUUCAUCUUUGAUAUUUGCAACCAGAAUGGCGGGGGACAUGGAGGGUCAGCCAUCGGCAUGGCUGCUAUAGGCGUAGCUCUCUGGAAAUAUGUGAUGCGCUAUAACCCAUCCAACCCAGAUUGGUUUGAUCGAGAUAGAUUCGUCCUCUCAAAUGGCCAUACAGCGAUGUUUCUGUAUGCGUUGAAUCACCUUACCGGUUUCGAUAACUGGACAAUGGAACAGAUUAAGGGAUAUGGAAGUGCCAAACUCAAUGGCUACAAAACCAUCUGCCACGCUCAUCCUGAGAUUGAAGAUGCUGGUGUUGAAGUAACCACUGGUCCUCUUGGACAAGGGAUUGCUAAUGCGGUAGGGCUAGCUAUUGCGUCGAAAAAUUUGGCCGCUCGAUUCAAUCGACCUAGCUACGAUAUUGUCAAGUCACGAGUCUACUGCAUGACUGGAGACGGUUGUCUGAUGGAAGGCGUGGCGCUCGAAUCAAUAUCGCUGGCCGGGAGCCUAGGGCUAGACAACUUGGUACUCAUCUAUGAUAACAACCAAGUAACUUGUGACGGGCCUCUUGACUGGAUCAACACUGAGGAUGUCAAUACCAAAAUGAAAGCAUCUGGGUGGCAUGUAUUAGAUAUCGCCGAUGGCUCUUAUGAUGUCCAGUCGAUUGUUUCAGCCCUCGAAUCCGCCCGAUCUUUGAAAGGCAAACCUACUUUCAUCAACAUCCGAACAGUCAUCGGGCUGGGAACACAAGUUGCCGGUACUUACAAGGCACACCAUGGCGCAUUUGAUAAGGCCAGUAUAGAAGCGUCUAAGUGCUUGGCAGGACAAAACCCAGUUAUCACGCACAUCAUUCCUCCCGCUCAGCUAAUCUACUUCCGAGAGCGCAAAAAACAUGGCGAAGACAUACAGAGAGAAUGGGACUCUCUUGUGAGCUCUUAUACUACAGUAUACCCUUCUCUAGGAGAAGAGCUGAAGAAUAGACGGGGUGGAAGCUAUGGUACUGAGUGGCUUGAAAUUCUCAAUCAUUUUGAUAUCGCUAAAUUUAAUGGAAAAGCCACACGAGAAGUGAAUGGUGUACUAAUAGAGAAGAUGUGGAAGGCAAUCCCAGCACUAUGUGGCGGAGGUGCUGAUCUGGUCAAUUCCAACAAGUUUCCAUAUCUGGAGUCAGAUGUUUUCCACCCUUCAGUUAGUUUUGGAGGUCGUUAUAUUCGUUACGGCAUCCGUGAACACGCCAUGGCCGCCAUCUCAAAUGGUCUGGCGGCUUACAACCCUGGGACUUUCCUUCCUUUAACGGCUACUUUUCUCAUGUUUUACCUCUACGCCGCUCCAGGUGUCAGAAUGGGUGCUCUAAGUCAUUUACCUGUUAUUCACUGCGCCACUCACGAUUCUUUCGCUGAAGGUCAGAAUGGACCUACUCAUCAGCCAGUAGAAGUUGAUUCCCUAUAUCGAGCCAUGCCAAAUUUGAAUUAUAUCCGACCCGCCGAUGCGGAAGAGACCAUUGGUGCCUGGAUAAUCGCUCUUGGUAACGUCACCAAGCCCACAAUUCUAUCACUGGGACGUGAUCCAGUCGGAUACGUUCCUGGAACCGACCGUCAGAAAGUACAAAAAGGAGCCUAUGUGAUUGUCGAAGCAAAUGAAGCAAAGCUUACAUUGGUCAGCUGUGGAACUAAUCUACACUAUGUCGUUGCCGCUGCAAAGUCGCUUUCAGAAUCAGGAGUCCAAACACGUGUAGUCAGCGCCCCAAGUUUCGACCACUUUGAUCAACAAGACAGCAACUACAAAAACACUGUUUUCCCUCUAGAUGGGACACCGAUUAUCAGUGUAGAGGAAUAUGUAGCCACAACGUGGGCUCGAUACGCAACGGCCAGCAUUGGCAUGACUGGAUACGGAUAUUCCGCAUCAAAUGCCAGCAAUUACGAUAGAUUUGGGUUGGAUACAAACGGUAUUGAAAAGCGUGUGAGAAAGUAUAUGGAUGACUUAAAAGGCAGCAACGCGCGUAUGGCUGGAUGGCGCCAGUUGUGA
Molecule: messenger RNA, 2145 nt
Organism: Talaromyces proteolyticus
Lineage: Eukaryota; Fungi; Ascomycota; Eurotiomycetes; Eurotiales; Trichocomaceae
Product: Transketolase, thiamine diphosphate binding domain-containing protein
Exons: 3
Coding region: 1-2145 (714 amino acids)
Biological process (GO): pentose-phosphate shunt
Cellular component (GO): cytosol
Molecular function (GO): transketolase activity
Source: RefSeq, a predicted model, not a curated record